UCCAACAUGGCGGCGCCCGGCUGUUGACAGGCACAGCAAGACAAGACUACUUUGUGAUUUAAACUUUUUUUUCCGGGCUAAGACAAUUCAACAUUUUAUCGACUACCAAACACACAAAUCAAGCUACACACCGAUUACAUUCUGGAGGGUUUAACGGACUUGGAGUCUUUCAUCGACGAUCACUAUUUCCACCUGCAGUCAAGCAUUGACUCUAACCAGGGCUUAAACACACCCAACUCCAAGAGGAGAAAAUGAGACUCCGCAACGGACACGGCUGAUCUACAAACCACCUAAGUUGAGAUCUAAUAAUGAUUUCGGUAAUGCGACUCAUGACCCGGUCGCUUAUGCCUGUGUGCCGUCUUCCAGCAAUGCGUAUAAAGACCAUGUCUACCAAGAUGGGUUCAGGGUACCGGCAAGCCAAUGUGGUGAUCCUGCACAAGACCCUAGCGGAUGACUUUGAGGCGUUUUGUCGUGCCAACAGCAGCCCCCUCCCGCUGCUGUACCGAAGUGAGCCAGGGGAGUGGGGCUGUCCCCCGCUCGCUGAGGAAUCGGACAUCAGAGUGGACUGCCCGCGGUACUGCGUGUUUGAGAAUGGCCGCCUCUUGGCCACAGUCGCCGACCUGACCUCCUUUACCCCGCAGAUGCAGGACAUGGUCACCUUCUACCUGGGCUGCAGCUUCAGCUUUGAGCGCACCCUGCAGGACGCGGGCGUCCCGGUCCGAAACGUGGAGCAGAACCGUAACGUCAGCAUGUUCAGGACCGCAGUGCCGUGCCAUGGAGCCGGAAGAUUCCAGUGCCCCAUGGUGGUGACGAUGCGGCCGAUCCCGGAGGAGAAGCUAGAUGCCGCCGCGCUGGCCACACACCUGGCCCCCCAGGCCCACGGGGCGCCCAUCCACAUCGGGGACCCAGCUCUGCUGGGGAUCCAGGAUGCAUCGCGGCCGGAAUAUGGUGACACGGUGGACCCCGCCCCGGGCGACGUGCCGGUGUUCUGGGCCUGCGGGGUGACGGGCGUGGAGGCAGUGCAGAGUUGCAAGCCGCCACUGGCGUUCACUCACUCACCUGGCUGCAUGUUCGUCAGUGACAGAGAGGAGACGUCAACUGCCGCGGUGACCUCUGACCCUGAACAGUGUCCCUUGACCUUCUGCAUCUCCCAGCGGCCCCUGCACUACAGCCUGGUGUCCAAGGCAGCUGUCCAGCGGAUCCGGACCCUGGAGGAGAUCAUCGGGGCGGAUCCAGGGGAGAGGGGCAUCCGGGCCCUGUUCGUGCGGGAAGAGCUGCUGAAGUCCUGCCUGUCCCUGUCCCACGCCUCCUCCGUGCUCAUCACCACCGGCUUCCCCACCCACUUCAAACACGACCCCCCCGAGGAGACCGACGGGCCCCCCGGCGCCAUCGCCAUGGCGGCCACCCUCCGGGCCCUCGGCAAGGAGGUUGCCAUAGUGACGGACCGCCGUGCCCUGGAGAUGAACCUGCGCAUCAUGGAGGAUGCCGUGGAGAGAGGUGUGAUCGAGGCACCGUUCCCUCUACUCAGCUUCCAGAACUCGGGCUCAGACUCAGCUCAACGCUUCCUGUGUCAUGAUGGCGACCCGACCCGGCCCAGAUUUGACCACUUGGUGGCAAUAGAGCGCACCGGCAGAGCAGCAGACGGGAACUACUACAACAUGAGGGGAGUGAACAUUAAGCAUCUGGUGGAUCCCAUUGAUGACCUCUUUACUGCGGCCACUGCCAUAGCGGGGAUCACUACAACAGGUAUCGGGGACGGCGGAAACGAGCUGGGAAUGGGCAAGGUGAGGGAGGCCGUGAGGACGCACAUGCCCAACGGGAGCCUCAUCGCCUGUGACGUGGCGGCCGACUUCGCCAUCACUGCAGGGGUGUCAAACUGGGGGGGCUAUGCCGUGGCCUGCGCCCUCUGCAUCCUCGCUCUCUGCCCCGUCCACGAGCGCUACCUCCGCCGAGGCCUUGGGUUCCCGGCCACACCGGAACGCCACCGUGACUGGGCCAACAGCCUGCCCACCGUCGCCAAGGAGGAGGAGCUCUUGGCCGUCCUGGUGAAGCACGGCGUCCGCAGCGGCAAGACGGGGAACCUGGCCAUGGAGGUGGAUGGCCUCCCCUUCCACCCCACCCACUCCGACCUGAUCCAGCAGCUGAGGGAGGCCGCCCUCUGGCCCCGCCCUGCUCUGACCUGAUCCAGCAGCUGAGGGAGGCUGCCCUCUGGCCCCGCCCUGCUCUGACCUGAUCCAGCAGCUGAGGGAGGCUGCCCUCUGGCCCCGCCCUGCUCUGACCUGACCCGAGCGCAGGCGGCGCCGUAGCAACGGAAUUAACAGAACCAACACUAUACGCUAGAUGGGUGGGGUUAGGAAU
Megalops cyprinoides (Indo-Pacific tarpon) is the source of this 2358-nucleotide messenger RNA. It is a transcript of the gene dglucy, whose product is annotated as D-glutamate cyclase. The coding region runs from base 309 to 2183 and encodes 624 amino acids. Gene Ontology annotation, biological process: glutamate metabolic process. The record is from RefSeq and is a predicted model, not a curated record. Lineage: Eukaryota; Metazoa; Chordata; Actinopteri; Elopiformes; Megalopidae. The transcript is spliced from 13 exons. Gene Ontology annotation, molecular function: D-glutamate cyclase activity.